AUGGACGACCAGGGGUAUAUCGAGAGCGCCGUGCAGGCGGUGCAGAACAAACGUCAGGUGCCCGAGAUUGACUUUACGCUGCAUACCAUGGAGGAUGGUACGCAAGUGAGCACGCAGGAGCGAGUAUGCAAAGACGUACAAGCACCCGCCUUCAGCUGCCCUACUGAAGAGCAGAUUGUCUCGCCCACUGACCGAUCGAAGCCCAACCUCCAGUUCCUGAAGCAGCACCUCUACAGAGAAGGCCGCCUGACCGAAGAGCAAGCGCUAUGGAUCCUGAACUCCGGCACAGCACUGCUGCGCGCCGAGCCGAAUAUGCUGGAGAUGGACGCACCCAUAACAGUGUGCGGCGACAUCCACGGCCAAUAUUUCGACUUGAUGAAGCUGUUCGAGGUUGGCGGCGACCCUGCCGAGACGCGGUACUUGUUCUUGGGCGACUACGUGGAUAGAGGAUACUUCUCGAUUGAGUGUGUGCUGUACUUGUGGGCGCUCAAGAUGUGGUAUCCGAAUACUUUGUGGCUGCUGCGCGGGAACCAUGAGUGUCGCCAUUUGACCGACUACUUCACCUUCAAGCUGGAGUGCAAGCACAAGUAUAGUGAGAAGGUGUAUGAGGCUUGCAUGGAGUCGUUCUGCUCUUUGCCAUUGGCUGCUGUUAUGAACAAGCAGUUCUUGUGCAUUCACGGCGGAUUGAGCCCUGAGCUGCACACGCUGGAAGAUCUGAAGGCGCUGGACCGUUUCCGUGAGCCGCCAACUCAUGGUUUGAUGUGCGAUAUCCUUUGGGCCGAUCCACUGGAAGAGUUUGGCCAGGAAAAGACGCAGGAGUACUUCGUGCACAACCAUGUCCGAGGCUGCUCGUACUUCUUCAGCUACCCUGCAGCAUGCGCUUUCUUGGAGAAGAACAACCUGCUCUCGAUCAUCCGCGCGCACGAGGCGCAAGAUGCAGGCUACCGCAUGUACCGCAAGACGAGGACGACCGGCUUCCCAUCCGUCAUGACCAUCUUCUCCGCGCCAAACUAUCUGGAUGUCUACAACAACAAGGCUGCCGUGCUGAAAUACGAGAAUAACGUGAUGAACAUCCGGCAGUUCAACUGCACCCCUCAUCCUUACUGGCUUCCGAACUUCAUGGAUGUCUUCACCUGGUCGCUUCCUUUCGUCGGCGAGAAGAUUACGGAUAUGCUCAUUGCGAUCCUGAACACCUGCAGCAAAGAGGAGCUGGAGGAGGACACGCCAUCGUCGGCCGGCCCAGCAUCGCCGCCGCUCGGCCACCAGACUACCGCUGGCAUGGAUCCCGACAGCAUCGAGUACAAGCGCCGAGCAAUCAAGAACAAGAUCCUAGCCAUCGGCCGCAUGUCGCGCGUCUUCCAGGUAUUGCGCGAGGAGUCUGAGCGUGUUACGGAGCUCAAGACAGCAGCUGGUGGUCGGCUGCCAGCGGGCACACUCAUGCUUGGCGCAGAAGGUAUCAAGCAGGCUAUCACGAACUUUGAGGAUGCGAGAAAGGUUGAUUUGCAGAACGAGCGUCUGCCGCCUAGCCAUGAGGAAGUGCGUAGGAGCAGUGACGCGGCCAGGGACGAGGCGCUUAAGCGGGCCAGUCGCGAGGCGGAGAAUGAUACGCAGUUGGCGGGUGUGGCGAGGAGGAUAUCGAUGUGA
Messenger RNA from Saxophila tyrrhenica, 1644 nucleotides. RefSeq names its product 3',5'-cyclic-nucleotide phosphodiesterase (PDEase) (3':5'-CNP) (gene CNA1). Bases 1 to 1644 code for a protein of 547 amino acids. Gene Ontology annotation, molecular function: calmodulin binding; calmodulin-dependent protein phosphatase activity. The transcript is spliced from 2 exons. Lineage: Eukaryota; Fungi; Ascomycota; Dothideomycetes; Mycosphaerellales; Extremaceae. Gene Ontology annotation, biological process: fungal-type cell wall organization; calcineurin-mediated signaling. Gene Ontology annotation, cellular component: cytoplasm; calcineurin complex. The record is from RefSeq and is a predicted model, not a curated record.